Molecule: messenger RNA, 15837 nt
Organism: Esox lucius (northern pike)
Lineage: Eukaryota; Metazoa; Chordata; Actinopteri; Esociformes; Esocidae
Gene: mycbp2
Product: MYC binding protein 2
Cellular component (GO): nucleus
Source: RefSeq, a predicted model, not a curated record
CAAGGAAGGAUGAUGAAGCUAAGAUGGCAGAGCAACUGAGGGUGCUGCUUAUUCAGGGUCAAGAAAUACCCAAGGAACGUACAAAACCAGAAGUCAUCAUGACAUUUUUUUGAAAGAGAUUAUUUGAGAAAGACGAUAUAAUUAAGAGAAAGACGAUAUGGCUUGAGAUUCGGAAUUCCGGGGAGGACCGAGAAUUGGAAUCGCAUUUCGCAGUUGGACGGCGGUGUCUACAUUUUUGCCGUUUUCAGAAGACACUGGAUGUAACCGUUCUGUUAUUUCUGCAUUUAAGGAUAGACACGACGUGAGGCGUAGGCUUUUCCAGAACCAGUUGGGAUAUAACUGCAGGCUAUAUAGCUAGCUGUUAUAUAUUUUUUAUGUAAUAUAUGCAUUGUUCUCCAAAACGAUGAUGUGUGCUGCUGCGGCAGCUGCAGCUGGUGGAGGGAUUCUGCCAUCGCCUUCCAUGGGACUAGGCGACAGAAUAAUUUCUGGAGUUGAUGCCGAUUUCGCCUCCUUUGGAUCGGGUAUGGGUGCGUGUCGAACACCGGGAACGGAGUCGGACUGCCGGAGUCGAUACCAGCUUCUACUUUCUGGGCGAGCUUUGGCGGAAAGAUAUAGGAGGAUUUAUACCACGGCUAUUAAUGACAAAGAGCAAGGGAUAAAUCAAGGAAGAGGGAAGAAAGCUUUGAGCAAGAAAAAACUGAAACGGCGUCAAAAGGUCAAGUCAAAAGUCAAAACAAGAACAAAGACAGAGAGCCUUGAUGGGGCCUUCUGUGUGCCUGACAUAAAGCUGCACAGCAACCCCUCAGCAUUCAAUGUGUACUGCAAUGUGCGCCAUUGCGUGCUGGACUGGCAGCAGCGAGAGGCGUCUCUGGCGCUGGCUUCUCGGAGCUCUGUGCAGAGCUGCGACUCUGAUAGCGAGGAGGAGGAGGAGUACCGUGAACCUGCCAUCAAGCUUCCCAAGAUUAUUGGCAUUGGUCUGUGUGGGGUGUUUGAACUAAUCAAGGAGACACGGUUCUCCCACCCCUCACUAUGCCUGCGGAGCCUACAGGCCCUGCUGGACAUGCUGCAAGGACAGCAACCAGAGGGAUUCCAGACAGAACCUCCUGAUGUACUAGAAUCUCUAUUCCACCUGCUGCUGGAGACAACAGUGCGAAGCACUGUAAUGAAUGAUCCCACGGGGCAGGCACUUGCUGCCCUGUCCUGUGCCUGCCUGUUCAGUCUGGUGGUGUCCUGGGGAGACACGGGCAAGACUCUGCAGGCUGUCUCCGCUAUCCUCACCAACAACGGCAGUCAUGCUUGCCAGACUAUUCAGGUGCCAACCAUUCUGAAUGCACUACAGAGGAGUGUGCAGGCCGUAUUAGUGGGAAAGAUCCAGAUCCAGGAUUGGUUUGGCAAUGGUAUCAAGCGAGCGGCGCUGAUGAAUAAGUGGGUACUGAAGGAGGUGACCAUCGAUGCGGAUGAGCGCUGCCUGCUGCAGACAGAUGGUUCUUUCCUCUAUCUGCUCUGCAAGGAUGGCCUUUACAAAGUGGGCUCAGGCUACAGUGGCACUGUCAGGGGUCAUGUGUAUAAUUCCACAUCACGCAUCAGGAAUCGGAAGGAGAAGAGAUCAUGGUUGGGCUUUGCUCAGGGAUGUCUGUUAUACCGGGAUAUGAGUAACAACUACAGUACAUCAGCAAUUAAGAUCAACCCAGAGACUCUGGAGCAUGAGGGAACCAUCACCAUGCCAGGUCUACAUGCAGAUGGCCAGAACAUUGUUUUUACUGAUGGAGAGUACAUUAACCAGAUUGCUGCCUGCAAAGAUGAUGGGUUUGUUGUGCGAAUCUACGCUACCAGUACCGACACGGCACUGCAGCAGGAGCUCCAGCUGAAGCUGGCUAGGAAGUGUCUCCAUGCCUGUGGAAUCUCUUUGUUUGACCUGGAGAAAGACCUACACAUCAUCAGUACAGGGUUUGAUGAGGAAGCGGCUUUGCUGGGAGCAGGCAGGGAAUUUGCUUUGAUGAAAACUGCCUCAGGAAAGAUCUACUACACAGGGAAGUACCAGAGCCUGGGCAUCAAGCAGGGUGGUCCGUCAACAGGUAAAUGGGUGGAACUGCCCAUCACCAAGUCUCCUAAGAUUGUCCAGUUCUCAGUGGGCCAUGAUGGUUCGCAUGCCCUGUUGGUGACCGAGGAUGGCAGCGUGUUUUUCACAGGCUCUGCCAGCAAGGGAGAGGAUGGAGAGUCCACCAAGAGCCGCCGCCAGCCAAAACCCUACAAGCCCAAAAAGAUGAUGAAGCUGGAGACCAAGAUAGCAGUAAACACAGCCUGCAACAAUGGCAGCAGCAGCAUUGUCACCAAGGAUGGAGAGCUCUACAUGUUUGGCAAGGAUGCCAUCUACAGUGACGGCACAUGCCAAGUGUCAGAUCUGAAAGGUCACAUUGUGACACAGGUAGCUAUGGGGAAGGCCCACACCUGUGUUCUGACCAAGAGUGGAGAGGUCUGGACGUUUGGGGUCAAUAACAAAGGCCAAUGUGGCCGAGAAACAGGGGCCAUAAACCAGACGGGAAAAGCAUUUGGCGUAGAGUGUAUGGCAACAGCUAUGGAUGAGGACCUAGAGGAUGAGCUAGAGAAAGAAGAGGAGAAGAGCAUGAUGUGCCAGCCAGGAAUGCACAAAUGGAAGCUGGACCAAUGCAUGGUGUGCACCGUGUGUGGAGACUGUACUGGCUAUGGAGCCAGCUGUGUUAGCAGUGGACGGCCCGACCGGGUACCUGGAGGUAUCUGUGGCUGUGGUUCGGGAGAGUCUGGUUGCUCAGCAUGUGGCUGCUGUAAGGCCUGUGCCAGGGAGCUGGAUGGACAGGAGGCCAGACAGAGGGGCAUCUUUGACGCUGUCAAGGAAAUGAUACCUCUAGAUUUACUGCUAGGAGUCAAUAUUGAGGAGCACAUCCAGAUCCGGCAGGAGGAGAAACGCCAGCGGAUCAACCGUCGACAUCGGUUGGAGGAGGGAAGAGGCCCCCUUGUUUUUCCUGGCCCCAUAUUAAUGAACCAGCGUGAGCAGGCCCUAGCCAGACUCAGACCCCUACAGGUCCUAAGGCAUAAACGGGACAAGCAGAAAGAUGGAAGCAGCGAGCGAGGGGAGAAGGAUGCCAGUAAGAUCACCACCUACCCCCCUGGGGCAGUGCGCUUUGACUGUGAGAUGAGAGCUGUGCAGGUCAGCUGUGGAUUUCACCAUUCGGUGGUGCUGAUGGAGAAUGGGGAUGUCUAUACAUUUGGCUAUGGUCAGCAUGGUCAGCUUGGACACGGAGACGUCAACUCAAGGGGUUCACCUACACUGGUGCAGGCCCUCCCAGGUCAGAGUGUCCAGGUGACAGCUGGUAGUAACCACACAGCCGUGCUCCUCACUGACGGACAGGUUUUCACCUUCGGCAGCUUCUCGAAAGGUCAGCUGGGAAGGCCAAUCCUGGACAUGCCCUACUGGAAUGCCAAGCCCUCUCCAAUGCCCAACAUUGGUGCCAAGUAUGGCCGUAAAGCCACCUGGAUCGGGGCCAGUGGCGACCAGACCUUUCUGAGAAUCGACGAGGCCCUCAUUAACUCACAUGUGCUUGCUACCUCUGAGAUCUUUGCCAGCAAACACAUUAUUGGUUUAGUCCCCACCUCUGUGUCGGAGCCCCCUCCCUUUAAAUGUCUGCUCAUCAACAAGCUGGAUGGCAGCUGCCGCACCUUCAACGACUCGGAACAGGAAGACCUGCAGGGCUUUGGCCUCUGUCUUGACCCUGUCUUCGAUGUCAUCUGGAGGUUUCUGCCGGCAUCAAGCGAGAUGUGGUGCUACAACGCAGUGAUAGCUGAUGCCCGUGUGCCCUCAGCGACAGACCUCCAAGCACGCUGCAGCAUUCUCAGCCCAGAGUUGGCUCUGCCCACCAGCUCCCAAGCCACCACAACCCGCUCUCAUGGAGCCCUACACAUACUGGGUUGCCUGGAUACACUAGCGGCCAUGCAGGAGCUGAAGAUGGGCGUGGCCAGCACAGAGGAGGAGACACAGGCAGUUAUGAAGGUCUAUUCCAAGGAGGAUUACAGUGUUGUCAACCGCUUUGAAAGUCACGGUGGUGGCUGGGGUUAUUCUGCCCAUUCGGUGGAGGCUAUUCGGUUUUGUGCUGACAUGGACAUCCUGCUAGGGGGGCUGGGCCUCUUUGGGGGCCGUGGGGAGUACACUGCUAAGAUUAAGUUGUUUGAGCUGGGACCUGACGGUGGAGACCAUGAGACAGACGGGGACCUCCUGGCUGAAACUGACGUUCUGGCUUACGACUGUGCUGCCAGGGAGAAGUACGCCAUGAUGUUUGAUGAGCCAGUCCUGCUGCAGCUGGGUUGGUGGUAUGUGGCUUGGGCUCGUGUGUCUGGGCCCAGCUCAGACUGUGGCUCACAUGGACAGGCCACCAUCACCACAGAUGACAGUGUGGUCUUUCAGUUCAAGAGCUCCAAGAAGUCAAACAACGGUACUGACGUGAAUGCUGGGCAAAUACCUCAGCUUUUGUACAGGCUUCCUUCAAAUGAUGGCAAUGCAGCCAAAGGGAAACAGCAGACCAGUGAGCCAGUACACAUACUCAAACGCUCCUUUGCUCGAACAGUCUCAGUGGAGUGUUUUGAGUCACUACUGAGUAUCUUACACUGGAGCUGGACCACUCUAGUCCUGGGGGUGGAGGAGCUAAGGGGCCUGAAAGGCUUCCAGUACACGGCUACCCUGCUGGAUCUUGAACGCCUGCGCUUUGUUGGGACCUGCUGCCUGCGCCUGCUUCGCGUCUACAUUUGUGAGAUCUUCCCCAUCUCUGCCAGCACUAAGGCAGUGAUAGAGGAGUCCAGCAAGCUGGCGGAAUGUGUCGGAAAGACCCGAAGCCUUCUUAAGAAGGUCCUGUCAGAAGGCAUGGACAACUGCCUGACCAAGCUGGACAAUGACCCGCAGGGCUACUUGUCCCAGCCGCUCACCCUGUUGGAAGCCGUGUUGCAGGAGUGCCACAAUACCUUCACCGCCUGCUUCCAUUCCUUCUACCCAACACCUGCGUUGCAGUGGGCCUGCCUCUGUGACCUGCUCAACUGCCUGGACCAGGACAUUGCCGAGGCCAACUUCCGCACAUCUAGUAGCCGACUACUGGCAGCGGUCAUGUCUGCACUAUGCAAUACUUCGGUCAAGCUGACGUCCAUAUUGCCCAUUGCUUAUGAUGGUGAGGUCCUACUGCGUUCGCUGGUCAAGCAGGUCAGCACAGAGAAUGACUCUGCGCUUGCCCACCGCUUCCCCCUGCUUGUAGCACACAUGGAGAAACUCAGCCACACUGAAGAGAACCUGAUGGGAAUGACUAGUUUCCGGGAGGUUUUGGAGAAGAUGCUGGUGAUUGUGGUACUGCCUGUGAGAAAGAGUCUUAGAAAGGAAGUGGAGCUCUUCUCUCCCCACUUGGUCUCCAACACCUGUGGCUUGCUCGCUAGCAUAGUCUCUGAGCUCACUGCCUCUGCACUGGGCUCCGAGGUGGAUGGUCUGAACUCGCUGCACUCAGUGAAAUCCACUCCCAACCGCUUCACCAAGACAAGCCAGGGCCGCAGCUGGAACACAGGCAACGGUUCUCCAGAUGCCAUCUGUCUGACGGUAGACAAACCCGGCGUGGUUCUGGUGGGCUUCUGCGUCUAUGGGGGCGGGGGCAUCCAUGAGUACGAGUUGGAGGUUCUUGCUGAUGAUGCCCAGACCGACCACCCUGGUGACUCUACACACACCCACAGAUGGACAUCUCUGGAGCUAGUGAAGGGAACCUAUAGCACUGAUGAAUCCCCAAGCGACAUAGCUGAGAUACGCCUCGACAAGGCUGUGCCUCUAAAGGAGGGUGUGAAAUAUGCUGUUCGCCUGCGUAACUAUGGCAGCCGUACUGCCAAUGGGGAUGGAGGGAUGACCACGGUUCAGUGUUCAGAUGGCGUUUCCUUCACUUUCAGUACCUGUAGUCUGAGCAGCAACGGAACCAACCAGACCAGAGGACAAAUACCACAGAUACUAUACUACAGGAGUGAGUACGACGGGGAUCUGCAGUCCCAGCUGAUCAGCAAAGCCAAUGAGGAGGACAAGAACUGCAGCAGGGCUCUCUCCGUGGUCAGUGCCGUAGUCAGAGCUGCCAAGGAUCUACUUCACAGGGCAUUUGCCGUGGAUGCGGAGGACAUCCCUGAGCUUCUGAGCUCUUCCAGCCUGUUUUCUAUGCUACUCCCUCUCAUCCUGGCCUACAUCGGCCCUGUGGCUGCCUCGGUACCCAAGGCUGCAGUGGAAGUUUUUGGUCUGGUACAGGAGUUACUUCCUGCUGUCUCUGCUCUGAACCAGAAGUAUGCCCCACCGGCUUUCAAUCCUAACCAAUCAACAGACAGUACCACAGGCAACCAACCGGACCUCGGCCUAUGCGCUUGCACCACAUCCAGUCACUAUGCUGUUAUAGAGAGUGACCAUCCUUACAAGCAGGCUGGAGUUACACAGUAUAAGGUGGCAUUCCCGGACUGUGUGCGGUGGACCACCAUUGAGUUUGACCCCCAGUGUGGCACAGCCCAGCCAGAAGAUGUCCUCCGCCUGCUUAUCCCCAGCCGCUCAUUCAACAUGUCCAGCCUCGGCACCAAACACCUGGCCCACGACAGCAUCAACACAUGGGUGGAGCUCAAGAAGAUCUCCGGCUCCAGUGGCUGGCCCACUACUGUUCUAGUGCUGCCAGGAAAUGAAGCUCUGUUCUCCUUGGAAACAGCAUCUGACUAUGUUAAAGAUGAAAAGGCCUGUUUCUAUGGUUUCAAGUGUGUUGCUGUGGGAUACGAAUUCAAUCCUGGACCAGAUGAGGGUAUUAUCCAGCUGGAGAAGGAGUUGGCAUACUUAGGCAGUGUUUGUGCUGCUGCUCUCAUGAAGAAGGACCUUGCUCUGCCUAUAGGGAAUGAACUUGAAGAAGACCUUGAGAUUCUCGAAGAGGCCUCUCUCCAGGUGUGUAAGGCCCACUCUGGUAUCCUGAGCAAGGGGCUCGCCUUGUCCCACUCUCCUACCAUCCUGGAGGCUCUGGAGGGUAACCUGCCCCUGCAUCUACAGACCAACGAGCACUCCUUCUUGGAGGACUUUAUCACCUGUGUACAGAACUCCAGUGGAGGGCGACUGGCCAGGUGGCUGCAGCCAGACUCUUACGCGGACCCACAGAAGACUUCUCUGAUACUGAAUAAGGACGACAUCCGCUGUGGCUGGCCUACCACAGUGGCUGUCCAGACCAAAGACCAGUACGGAGAUGUGGUGCAUGUGCCCCACAUGAAGGUGGAGGUAAAGGCAGUGCCUGUCUCCCAGAAGAAGUCCAUGCAACAGGAGUGCAUGAGGAAGCUGCAACGCCUCCCAGGCAGUGCCAACACCUCUUCAGGCACUGCUGACCUGACAUUUGGAGGCCUGCCCAUGCCCAAGUUGGAGGCCACUUACGAGCCCAUGAUUGUCAAGGAGGCACGCUAUAUUGCCAUCACAAUGAUGAAGGCCUAUGAGAAUUACUCAUUUGAGGAGCUUCGAUUUGCUUCGCCCACUCCAAAGAGGCCCAGUGAGAACAUGUUAAUCCGGGCCAACACAGAUGGGACAUACAGUGCAAACUGGACCCCAGGGGCUGUUGGCCUCUACACCAUUCACGUCACCAUCGAUGGCAUCGAGAUUGAUGCUGGUCUGGAGGUGGAGGUGAAAGACCCUCCUAAAGGCAUGAUCCCACCAGGCACACAGAUGGUUAAACCCAAGGCUGAGCCCCAACCUAGCAAGGUUCGCAAAUUUGUGUCCAAGGACAGCGCAGGCCUCCGUGUGCGUAGUCACCCCUCCCUGCAGAGUGAACAGAUAGGCAUAGUGCAAGUCAAUGGAACAAUCACUUUCGUUGAUGAGAUCCACAAUGAUGAUGGUGUUUGGCUCAGGCUGAAUGAUGAGACAGUUAAGAAGUAUGUGCCCAACAUGAGGUACACUGAAGCCUGGUGCUCUCUUUUAAACCAGCACAUGGGUAGGAGCCUGCUUGUCCCAGCCGACGUGGUGAACACAGAGGGAACGUGGGUGCAGCUCGAUAAGAACAGCGUAGUGGAGUUCUGUGAAAGCGAUGAUGGAGAGGCUUGGUCUCUGGCCCGAGACCGUGGGGAAAACCAGUAUCUACGCCAUGAGGAAGAACAUAUCCUCCUGGAUCAUGGGGCCCAGACACCACCACCUAGUCCCUUUUCGGUCCAGACCUUCAACCAGGCUACUGCAGCUAAUGGGGCACAGGGCUUUGACUAUGGCAUCUCAAAUAACAAAGGUGACCAACGGUUGAGUGCCAUACUGAAUAGUGCCAUUCAGUCUGGGCCCUUCCUCCCUCCAGCCGCUUCUCCCUCCUCUUCCUCCGUAUUUGAGCAAGCCGCCCAACCUCCCUCUUCCUCCUCCUCCCUUGUCCACAGCCCAUUUGUGUUUGGACAAUGCCCCAGUUCCCAAGUGUCACAGCCACAGCUUCCGAAUGGUUCAUCAUCAAGCAGCCUCGUAUCUUCUCGUGAGCGUGUGCACAAAAGCAGUGAGUCCAAAGCUGGACAUGGUUCUGCUCUUUCAUCUCUUGCUCUCAGACAAAAGGGUAACUCAGGGACACGGCUCAGUUCCGCAGCCACCAAACACCGCCAGGAAAGCCACUCUCCAAAACAGGAGGGACGCGGCAGUCGCUCCUCAGACCAUUCCAAAAGCAAGGACCUGUCAGCUAGCGAGGCACUGAUCCUGCGGUCGGACACAGGCAAGCUGCGGUCAGAUUCUCAUAGCCGCUCCCACUCACCCAACCAUAACACCCUGCAGGCGCUGAAGGCUGACGGGCGGGAUCGUAACUCUGGGCUGCGUGCUGAGUCACCCAAUCCUGGCUCCCGCUCCUCUUCACCCAAACAAAAAGGCAUGUCAUCCUCCGGAAGGUCUAGCCCCUCCAGCAUCUCCUUGCCUCGUUCCUCCCCCCAACACGACAAGAACCUUGCUCAGGACAAGAACCAACCAAUUGACAAGAACAUGCCACAAGAUAAGAACCAACCAGUUGACAAGAACAUGCUGCAAGACAAUACCCAACCCCAUGAUGAGAACCUGACACCAAAAGUAAGCCCCUCCUCCAUGGCUCGCCUUGACCCGCCCAGAGAAAGAUCAAAGUCGGAUUCCUACACCUUGGACCCAGACACCGUGAGGAAGAAGAAGGUCCCUCUAACCUCAGAGCCCCUGAGGGGAAGGUCCACCUCACCCAAACCCAAACUUCCACCCAAAGACGGGAGCAGUACAGGAGGUGACAGAAAUGUAGAGAACCGCACCCCAUCACCCCAUGUGACUCAGGAGAACCUUCACAGUGAGGUGGUGGAGGUGUGUACCUCUAGCACUCUACUUACCAAUGAUGAUGAAGGUAAUGACGAAAAUGCAGAAGUUUGCAACGUGGAGGACGGCUCCUCCAAAGUGCAUUUCAGCAUUGGCAAGGCACCUGUCAAGGAGGUGCUUGAGAGCAGCCGUUUGUCACCCAAAGUCAGCCGGAAGACUUCCAGCCGCCAUGUCCGCCCUAAAAAGGACAAGUCAGGGCCACUAUUUAAGGGUGAGAGUUCUUCAAAGCUCACAGAGCCUGCCAAGCAAGCCAUGUCACCCUCAGUGGCAGAGUGUGCCCGGGCAGUCUUUGCCGCAUUCCUCUGGCAUGAGGGCAUUGUCCAUGACGCCAUGGCCUGCUCCUCAUUCCUCAAGUUCAACCCGGAGCUUACCAAAGAGCAUGCGCCCAUCCGCAGCUCACUGGGUGGCCUUGGAAGCCAAGAGGAGAAGGAGAGUAAGCUGAAGAAUCGGCACUCAUUGGAGAUAUCCUCAGCCCUAAAUAUGUUCAACAUUGCCCCGCAUGGGCCUGACAUCUCCAAGAUGGGCAGCAUAAAUAAGAACAAGGUCCUUUCCAUGCUCAAAGAGCCACCAUUGCCUGAGAAGUGUGAGGAUGGCAAGGGAGAGCCCGUGUCCUACGAGAUGACCUCUCACCCCGCCAUGAGGACAAAGUCCAUCCUUCCACUCACCCUCCAGCACCUUGUUGCGUUCUGGGAGGACAUCGCCAUGGCAACCAUCAAGGCAGCCACACAGAACAUGAUUUUCCCCAGCCCUGGAUCUAGUGCCAUCCUGAAGAAAAAGGAGAAUGAGAAGGACAACAAGAAGUCCAAGAAGGAGAAGAAAAAAAGAGAGAAGGCAGAUGUGCGUCCAAGAGGGAACCUAUUUGGGGAGAUGGCCCAGUUGGCUAUGGGGGGACCGGAGAAGGACACCAUAUGUGAGCUGUGUGGGGAGUCGCACCCCUACCCUGUCACCUACCAUAUGAGACAGGCCCACCCAGGUUGCGGUCGAUAUGCAGGUGGCCAAGGCUACAACAGCAUCGGCCACUUCUGUGGGGGCUGGGCAGGGAACUGUGGAGACGGGGGGAUUGGAGGAAGCACCUGGUACCUGGUGUGUGACCGCUGUAGAGAGAAGUACCUGAGAGAAAAACAGACUGCAGCCAGGGAAAAGGUAAAGCAGUCAAGGAAAAAGCCCCUGCAGGUGAAAACACCGCGGGCACUCCCAACCAUGGAGGCCCACCAGGUGAUCCGUGCCAAUGCCCUGUUCCUGCUGUCUCUAAGCAGUGCCGCGUCGCCCAGCCUACUGUGCCAUCACCCGCCUCGUCCACUCCACUCCACACUGCCCAGCCUCAAGGAAGGUAUCUCAGACGAGAUGCCCAACAAAAUCGGCUGCCUUUACUUGCAAACACUGGCCAGGCAACACACAGAGAAUUUUGGUGUUUACCAGGAUGACAACCUGUUCCAAGAUGAGAUGAGGUACUUGCGCUCAACGUCUGUCCCUGCGCCCUACAUCUCAGUCACCCCUGAUGCUUGCCCAAAUGUGUUUGAGGAGCCUGAGAGCAACAUGAAGUCUAUGCCGCCCAGUCUGGAGACCAGCCCAAUCACAGACAGUGACUUGUCCAAGCGGACAGUGUUCCAGCGUUCCUACUCCGUGGUAGCUUCUGAGUAUGACAAGCAGCACUCUGCAUCUCCAGCCAGGAUCAAAGCUGUACCCAGACGCAGAGUCCACAGUGGGGAUGCUGAAUUAGGUUCCUCUCUCCUCCGCCACCCAUCCCCAGAACUGUCCCGUCUCAUCUCGGCCCAUGGAUCCCUAAGUAAAGGCGAGAGGAACUUUCAGUGGCCUGUCCUGGCCUUUGUCAUUCAGCACCAUGAUCUUGAAGGUCUGGAAGUAGCCAUGAAACAUGCUCUCCGCAAGUCUGCCUGCAGAGUGUUCGCCAUGGAGGCAUUCAACUGGCUCCUAUGUAACGUGAUCCAGACCACUUCACUGCACGACAUCUUGUGGCACUUUGUCGCCUCCCUUACCCCUUCACCCUUUGAACCUGAAGAAGAGGAGGAGGAAGAGAACAAAGCACCCGGAAACAAAGAAAUUGUGAUUGAGCAGGAGAGGGAUCUUGGUGUGUGUGAGCAUCCUCUGUCGGAUAUUGUGAUCGCAGGAGAGGCUGCCCACCCCCUUCCUCACACCUUCCAUCGACUCCUCCAGACCAUCUCCGACCUCAUGAUGUCACUUCCUAGUGGCAGCUCCCUGCAACAAAUGGCCCUCAGGUGUUGGAGUCUGAAGUUCAAGCAGUCGGACCACCAGUUCUUGCACCAAAGCAACGUGUUCCACCACAUCAACAACAUCCUGUCCAAGUCAGAUGACGGGGACAGUGAGGAGAGUUUCAACAUUAGUGUGCAGUCUGGUUAUGAAGCCAUGAGCCAGGAGCUGUGCCUGGUGACUUGUCUAAAGGAUCUGACAAGCGGGGUGGACAUCAAGACAUCUAGCCGCCCAGCCAUGAUUGGCAGUCUGACAGAUGGAUCCACUGAGACCUUUUGGGAGUCGGGUGAUGAGGACAAGAACAAGACCAAGAGCAUUACCAUCAGCUGCGUCAAGGGCAUUAAUGCCUCCUAUGUCACCGUGCAUGUGGACAACUCUCGCGACAUUGGGAACAAAGUCACAUCAAUGACGUUUCUAUGUGGCAAAGCCAUGGAGGACCUCUGCAGAAUCAAACAGAUCGAACUGGACUCGCGUCACAUUGGCUGGGUGACCAGUGAGCUUCCUGGUGGGGACAGUCAUGUGGUCAAAGUUGAGCUGAAGGGGCCUGAGAACACACUGCGGGUGCGCCAAGUCAAGGUGCUGGGAUGGAAGGAGGGUGAGAGCAUUAAGAUCGCAGGUCAGAUCUCAGCCAGCGUGGCCCAGCAGAAGAACUGCGAGGCUGAGACGCUACGUGUGUUCCGCCUCAUUACCUCACAGGUAUUUGGGAAGCUGAUUUGCGGAGAUGCUGAGCCCACCCCUGAACAGGAGGAGAAGAACCUUCUGUCAUCACCAGAGGGAGAAGACAAGGCACCAUCAGAUGCAGACCUGAAGGAACACAUGGUGGGCAUCAUUUUCAGCCGAAGCAAGCUGACCAACCUGCAGAAACAGGUGUGUGCACACAUUGUCCAGGCCAUCCGCAUGGAGGCAACAAGGGUACGCGAGGAGUGGGAGCAUGCAAUCUCCAGCAAGGAAAACGCUAACUCGCAGCCCAGUGAUGACGACGCCUCCUCGGAUGCCUACUGCUUUGAGCUUCUCUCCAUGGUGCUAGCGUUGAGCGGUUCCAACGUGGGCCGCCAGUAUUUGGCCCAGCAGCUUACGCUGAUGCAGGACCUGUUCUCUCUGCUACACACAGCGUCGCCUCGUGUCCAAAGACAGGUUACCUCUCUCCUCCGCCGCGUCCUUCCCGAGGUCACUCCCGUGCGCCUGGCUAGUAUCAUUGGCGUCAAGACCCUACCGCCUGCUGAUAUCAGUGACAUCAUCCACUCGACUGAAAAGGGUGACUGGAACAAGCUGGGCAUCCUGGACAUGUUCCUGGGCUGUAUUGCCAAGGCGCUCACUGUGCAGCUCAAGGCUAAGGGCACCAAUAUUGCCGGAACAGCAGGGAUGGCGGCAGGCAAAGGCGUCACUACUGUCACUCUGCCCAUGAUCUUUAACUCCAGCUACAUACGCCGUGGAGAGAGCCACUGGUGGAUGAAAGGAUCCACUCCUCCUCAGAUUGCUGAGAUCAUCAUCAAGCUUGUCAAAGACAUGGCUGCUGGGCACCUGUCAGACGCUUGGUCUCGUGUAACGAAAAACGCCAUUGCUGAGACCAUCAUUGCCCUCACCAAGAUGGAGGAGGAGCAUCGCUCCCCAGUCCGCUGCAUUGCCACCACCCGGUUGUGGCUGGCCCUGGCCUCCCUAUGUGUGCUAGACCAGGAUCAUGUGGAUAGGCUGUCCUCAGGCCGCUGGAUGGGCAAAGACGGGCAGCAGAAACAGAUGCCCAUGUGCGAUAACCAUGAUGACGGCGAGACGGCAGCUAUCAUCCUUUGUAACAUGUGUGGUAACCUGUGUACUGACUGUGAUCGCUUUCUCCACCUACACCGGCGCACACGCUCCCAUCAGCGACAGGUGUUUAAGGAGGAGGAGGAAGCAAUCAAGGUAGACCUCCACGAGGGCUGUGGGAGGACAAAGCUCUUCUGGCUCAUGGCUCUGGCUGACUCUAAGACCAUGAAGGCCAUGGUGGAGUUCAGGGAGCACACAGGAAAACCAGCCUCCAGCAACUCAGAUGCCUGCAGGUUCUGUGGCACCAGGAAUGGCACUGAGCUUUCAGCCGUGGGAAGUGUCUGCUCUGAUCCAGACUGCCAGGAGUAUGCCAAGCUGGCUUGUUGUAAGACCCACACAUGCGGCCACCCCUGUGGUGGGGUGAAGAACGAGGAGAGUUGCCUGCCCUGUCUGCAUGGUUGUGACAAGAGCACAGGCUGCCUGAAACAGGAUGCUGAUGACAUGUGCAUGAUAUGCUUCACAGAGGCGCUAUCUGCUGCACCUGCUGUCCAGCUGGACUGCAGUCAUGUGUUCCAUCUCCAGUGCACCCGUCGUGUCCUGGAGAACCGCUGGCUUGGGCCCAGAAUCACCUUUGGAUUCAUGUCCUGCCCAAUCUGCAAGAACAAGAUCAACCAUUCAGUCAUCAAGGAUCUAUUGGACCCUAUUAAAGAGCUAUUUGAGGAUGUACGGAGGAAGGCUCUAAUGAGAAUGGAAUAUGAGGGGCUGCACAAGAGUGAGGCCAUCACCACUCCAGGGGCCCGCUUCCACAAUGACCCAGCCGGCUUCGCAAUGAACCGUUAUGCUUACUAUGUCUGCUACAAGUGUAAGAAGGCAUAUUUUGGGGGAGAGGCACGCUGUGAUGCGGAGGCUGGACAAGGAGAUGACUACGACCCCAGCGAGCUUAUCUGUGGAGCAUGCUCAGAUGUCUCCAGGGCACAGAUGUGUUCCAAGCAUGGAACAGACUUCUUGGAGUACAAAUGCCGGUACUGCUGCUCGGUGGCUGUGUUCUUCUGCUUUGGUACCACUCAUUUCUGUAACGCCUGCCAUGACGACUUCCAGAGGAUGACUAGUGUACCCAAGGAGGAGCUACCUCACUGUCCUGCAGGUCCCAAAGGCAAGCAGUUGGAAGGGACAGAGUGCCCGUUACACGUGGUUCACCCACCCACCGGCGAGGAAUUUGCACUAGGGUGUGGAGUAUGCAGGAAUGCCCAUACUUUUUAAAAACACCCAGGUCGGAAUACCUGGAGACCUGUAUUGAACACACAUUCUUCUACUGUGACUGCAGGCUGUUUGAUAAAGCCUGAAUCACAUAUCUCCUUGAGUUGGCUCUUGUGUUGUCAGAUGGCCCUGGAAACUUUACCAGGAUUUCUACCUUACCCAAGAGUCUAGAUUUGUGCUCUUCUACCUACCAACAAGAGUUGUCAAGGCUUUACUCCAAAACAUACAAAGAGUUAUAUGGAUUGCAAAGGUAACUUCCAUGUUAAAAGUAAAAUUAUUAAAAAUAACAUAAAAACCUGUGACGUGUUUGCAUGCAGCCGUUGUAACCCCUCGGCUUCCAUAGAUGUUGCACACCUAAUCACUGAAGUGUAACAAUUUAUUGAAGAUUAAAAAAUGUAAUAUGGAAAAAAGUUUGCUUAAGGCAGGAGUGGACAAACUUGGAUAUAUAAAAGAAAAAAAUAACAGAAAGGCGGUAGCUUCCUAACUGAAAUAUUGUUGUAUGUAAACUGACUUUUUCUUAAUCCUGUACAGUAUUCUCUCCACUGUCGAGUGCAUCAUGAGUUGACAGACAAAAAAAAAGACAGGAAUAAAAAGAAUGUUAAGAAUAUUAUGUUUGGGAGGCAAAUAGUGUACGAUAUAUCUUGUAUAUAAUGAUAGUAUCCAAAAUAGCUGUAUUCCGAAGUUGCUACUCUACACUUCAGUUCCGAUUGAUAUUCUGGGUUAUGUUUUGAGCCAGAACUUUUAAUGAAGUGCAAUACUGGGUGUGCCUCCCUUCCUGCAGCUGUUUAACCUAUGGAAUGUAUGUCAAUAUAAGCCACUGUACAUUUUUAUACAGUGAUGAACCCGGUCAUGUAUUCUCCCCACUGAAAUGUCAGAUUACUUCUGAAGAUAAUGAGAAGCCCAGAGUAUGCACAGUAUGAAGGUUGAUUGGUGUAAACCUGUUUUCAGCUAUGUGAUAGUGGAAAAAAAAUAUAUAGCUUUUUUUGGAAAAAAUCAAUAAUCAACUCAGAAGAAGGGCAUACUAUAGGCUACCAUUGUAUUGUAAAGAAGUGAUGACUGAACAUUUUUGGGGGCUAGUCUUCACAUCGAAUAUAAAAAAUAAUUGUGGUUCCGUAAUGCUUUUCCAUUAGUAGGAGGCAGGGACAUGGGGGUCUCAGUAUAGAGGUGUGAGAAAAAAAAAACAGCUGCUGUUAUAAAAGCUUAAUACUUGUGAAUCUGCUCUGUAAUAUCUGUGGUGGAUGGAGUUGGAUGGUAAUAAACCAGGUUCUUUGUUUCGCAAGGUA